GCGCUAAGUAUCAAAACUGGAAUAUGCAAUUUCACCAUUACUACUCCUGGUCUGUUUGCGUGUGAAAAGGUUUCCUUUGAGAAGCCUUUCAAUGGCAGGCAGGAUGUGAAAGUUUUCGUUUCCAAAAGCCACACAACAAAGAAUUAUAGUGGUGGAGAUGGCGCGGCUAUUUGGGUGGAAUCUGUGGAUAAUAAAGAAUUUACAGUUUGUGUUUUAGAGUACGGAGAUGGUUCUAGUGGGACUACGAAAGUGAACUGGUUGGCGCUGCAAUCUGUUCCUGUUGGCGCUCAACUAGACACCGUCUCGUUGGAUUCUUGGACUACUGGAGAAAAGUGUAAAAGGAUCGCCUUUGAAAAGGUUACCGCUGUUUCCCCUUGCGUUUUCGUUAAGUUAAUAGUUCUUACUGAUUUAGGUAUUUCUGUUUGCUCAAACCUAGACACAAGAUUUCACUACGUUAUUUUUUGAGCUUUGCUUGACUGAGUGGCUUUAACUUCCUCUUUCUUUAUUUAGCUCGUAGGAGCUGCGGACUUUCCAUUUGACUUCUUCCUUAUAUCUUUAAGUCAUGCCAUAUAACAUUGUUGCAUUAUAAAAUACGAUUCUUUAUAUGUUUACCAAGAUCUUACAUAUAUUGCUACCUCUAUUUUCUUCCAUCAAAGUUAUCUUGCAAUCUGUCCUCCACUUUUCAUGAUCAUUUCAAUUUUUUUAUUUACAUUAAUACAUCUUUAAAAAGCUUUAACAAUCUUCAUAUUUUUGCUAAUUUUUGCUCUAAAAAAUUUAGUGAGAAAGUCUAUAUUUCGAUUCCUUUUGUAUCUACGUUGCCAGGUUCAUGACUAUCGUUUUAUUUGCUGAUUUGCAAAUUCUGUUUUUAAUUCGUAAAACUGUUCUUAGUUGUUUAUCAUCUGCACUAGGAAAUUCCAUCCAAUUUGCUUCUUUCAAGUUCAAAAUGAUUUUUUCUAUCACUCUUCCAUCGUUUUAUAUCAUACCCUUGUUUGUUUGAAAAAGAAAUGUAAUUAAUUAUUUUUUUUUUUCCCUUUUACUUUUUCAGCGUUUCUCAAUUCCUCCGAGCAUCUACGUAACAGCUCGUCACCAAAUUCUCAAGAGACCUCAGGACGCCUUGGCCUUGUGGGUAGAGGAUGUACGCAGAGAUAGUUUUAAGGUUUGCCUCAGGGAAACUAAGAUUUUUGAUGGUCUGCAUAAAAACAUCAAGGUGGUAAGUGAAUUCCUUUUGUUACCUGUUACAUGUUUGAAAGUAGACUCACACGACAACCAAGCGGUUCCUCCCUUGCUGCAACUUACAGGCGCUGUGCUUUAGCAGAACCCAGUUGCCCCUGAGCUCUACCUUUGCUCUUUGCCUACUAGGAAAUCGUAGCUUUUAUCAUAGAGAUCCUAUGUUGGAUACCCUGUGAUUUACACAGGUUCAGAGCAAUGGGCUCCGUUCUCUUAGAAACAACCUUGACUUGAGAAAGAAUAUAUUGAUAACAUUGUUAAUACUUUUUCACUUGUCCUUCAGGACUGGAUAGCAUUUGUGAAGCUGAUGACGCUGAAUUUUACCUUGAUCAAUGGCCUUGUAACAACAAAGAAUAACUCACCACUAAACAAGCAACAAAACAACGCUGUCUGUCAGGUAAAGUAACUAAUGAACUAUAUAUACUGUUUUGGUUUCUCAGUCACUUAUAUUCAUAAAUAGAAAGUCUUUCAUAAGUUCAUGGAGCUCUGAUGUUGUUAUCGUUAACUAUUUAAACAAGAUAUAUCAUAUACCGCAUAUGUGUAGAAAAACUUAAGAACGCUGAUUCUUUUCUUGUUUUUUUAGAUAAUAAAGUUCACUGAUGCUUUCUAUGCCCCUCCGGUAGUAAUGGUUUCACCAAGACUCAGUUACCAUAACAACAACUCUCGUUUCUCGGCUUCCGCAACUUGUAACGCAGUUACUGCGUGGAUUCAGGUAACAAAUAUGAAACUUGGAGCCAUUUUUCUUAGUCGUUGCGUCCUUACGCUGCCUUCUUAUCUUUUCCCUUCUAACUUACUUUUAGAAUUGUCUCUGUUUCAAUUUUUCAUGUCGUUUAAGGAGUCCAAAAAAGUUUUUUUGUUUUGCUUUUUCCGAAUUUUUCCAACUAACCUGUGCACGCCACGGUUUCGCUUUCUAAACGACCUUGGUGUACCUAGUGACAUAGUAGUUAUGGUAAGAAAAUACCUGAUGAUGCUUAAUGAUUGAUAAUCUGAUAAUUCUUAUGAUUGUAUCUAGCAUACCUUUACAAACGAAACCGAGGUGUGUAUGAGAAGAUACAGCAAUAACGCCAAUUAUAAGGACAUCGUACAACUGGAUUACCUGGUGAUUGGAGGUACGUAAACAAUCUAUCAAAACCUUGGUGAAGGCUGUAUGCUGCAGUGUAUCAAGUACAUUUUAUGACAUGAAUCUUUUGAAGUUGUUUGAUGGAGAGCUUUUUUUUUUUUCUAAUUAAUGCUAUUUUUUGUUGUCUCUAUUUUGGGGGAUUGUAGAUUUGGUUGACUGAAAGAACAUGUUACUAAUAUAAUUUCGUCGCAAUAAAUUUGUGUAUUCAAGAAAAUGAGAAUUUUUUUGAAAACUAUUAAGACUAAAUUUCUUUGGCACACUGGUGCUCCUGAUCACGAAAUUAAUAGGCUCAUAUGUGGUGUCAUGAGACAAAAAUUCAGGAACUGAAAAACGAGAUCAUAUGCAUUCUUAUCCUUUUCUUAGAGUCGCCAGUGUUGUUAACUGCAAUGCACCUUAUUGGCAUCUUAAAGCAGUUUCAGUUUGUAAUUAAAGGAAAUUUUUGCAGAGUCUAUACUUGUUUUCUUGCAUCUAAAGUCACGUGUCCCUUAAUUUACGUUAUAGUUUCUUAAUCUACGUCAGAGCCCCUUUUUUUCUGAAAGGGAUCCGAGUGAAGACUUGCACAAAUGGUGUGCCAAAAUGGCGGUAAAUUUGAACGUGUCAAAAAAUUCUCUUUAAUAACAUUGUGUUCAAAGCAAUUUUUUUUUUCGCGCACUUUCUCAUAGUAAUGUGCAUUUUCAAUUCUAAAAAAAAAAUUUUUAAGGUAUGGGCACUUUAAAUCUAAUCUGUUGUUAUUUGCCUAAUUAUCUUCAGACCUGGAUCCCUGCAUAAACGUUACGUGUUAUUAUCACAGCUUCUGUAAGGCGUUUGGACCCCAUGAUGCACGCUGUGUAUGUGUGGAUAGCUGCCCAUCUUACAAAGAACCCGUUUGCUCAUCAAAUGGCACUACGUACGACAACAGAUGUUUGUUUGAAAGAGAAGUUUGUUUACAUCGACUAAACUUUACCGUGCAACAUCGUGGCAGCUGUGAAGGUUAGUACACUUGUUUUUGAAUCUGUUAAAAAGUGAUUUUUGUUUUUAUUAGAUUUCAGUAUCUUAGCGAAUUUUUUGAAUCAGAUAUUUACUUACCCAUGUAAUCUGGAGGGAAAACGGCGAUAGAUGCGUGACUUUAUGGAAGUACAGAAUUUUACGUAAUUUUGCUAAAACGUUUGACAGGGGCAAUGCUAAUAAGAAUACUGGUCAGAAAGAGUGCUGAUACACUUCUGUUUUAAGCAUUUUCAGUCAAUACUCAACGAAAAUAUCUGCUGUUUUUUUUUAUAUAUGUAUCACUGAAGCAAAUUUAAAACUGAUUCUUCUCUCUGAGAUUAGUAGUAUAGUAGUAGUAGUAGUAGUCGUAUGCAUUUCGUACCCGGACGUAGCUCUGCCUAACAUAUCUGGAUAACGUCCUUUCCUAGAGUUAUAUUUUUUUAAGCAUAAUUGGAACUGAACCUUUUCUCUGCGAGAAGUAGUAGCUACGGUAAAUGUUCACUUUCCUUUCCUUUAGCGCUAAAAGGCUUGACCAGUUGCCACCGUGUAAUUCUAAUCUCUCCAUAACUGCUUGCCAUGCUAUUGACCUAAUGCAGUGACAAGCGACACAUUGUCUGCUGUGAACUUUUCCCAGCACUUCUAUGGUAGAGAGUAACAACCCUCUUUCUAAGAAGCACUCAUUUACUGCUAUGUUAGCAUUUUUAAAUGCCCUUUGCUCCGCAUGCUUGUCAUACUAAUCUAUAGUUCAUCUUGAAAUGUGUUUUCUAGGAUUUCCUUUUCAGCGUGGUCGUCGUCACAUGCCACAUAUUUCAUCCUUGGGCUACUCUCACUGUCAUGCCAUUCAUUUCAAACCGUUUGUGUUUUACCCUGACAAACCCAUUCAAGUGCAGAUAACUGUCAAUCAUAUGGAUACCAGUGACAAAUCGUAUGUCCAUGACGCGGUAGUAUCGUGGGUUGAAAAUGUAGAUAACGACGGAUUCACUGCUUGUGUGAUGGCGGCAGGAUAUAACGAACGAAAGUCUUAUGCUAACGUGACAGUUGAUUGGAUGGCGUACCAAGGUGCUCCAGUGGGUGGCGUGACUGGUGAAGUGCGCAUGCCACAGUGGUGGACUGGUACGACUUGUGCGACUGUCAUGUUUCCUACAGUGAGUGGCCUUUGUUGGGUUUUCUUGUCCUUCCCAUUUUUUUCAAGAUCAUAUCUUUUGAAACGCCUCACUUCUACUGAGGUCACUCAGUUAAUAACAGAUCGUUUUUAAUAAGCAUCAGCAGUGAUUUCUCGUAAUGGUGCAGCCGUACACUUAUGACCAUUAGUCGAACAACGUCAUGGUAGUACAAAUUAUUCUUUUACCAAUUUCCAGCAUAUCACAAAUGUCAUGGGUUCCUUUUUGCAAUAAAUACGAAAUUGAUUCCUGAUUUAUUUUUCAGGGAAAAUUCUCUGUGAUGCCGUCGGUAUUUGCGACUGCCAAGCAUUACAAUCCAGGAUUAAAACGUGACGCAGCAAGCGUAUGGAUUGAAGAUGUCACACAAUCAUCCUGUAAAGUUUGCUUGAGAGAAUUUCAAAACUACGCUGGAUCACACCAAGACGUUGUUGUUGUAAGUAACGCCAAUCUCAUGGAAUCGAACGAACAGCGUUUUUCUUUGGAAACUAAGUGCAGCAGACUGGUAUCUUUCUCCAUCUCAUCUUUUCGCUUUUUUACGCUUCCAGCAGUUGGUCCAGCAAGAGAUGCACGAUUUUUUGCUUGAAAAUAUAUUUCCCUCCAUCUGUUUCCUCUUCAUCCGGCAUUGUCAACCCAACCAUGUUAUUGCUUUCUUGUAACCUAAUAUGUCGGUGGCUGUUUUAUAUAAACCUUGUUGAGAGAUUACCAUCUUAUUUUCGACGUUGACACAAUCUUUUGGUAGUUAGGACGUGAGAAUGAAAUAGAAUUCUUUCUUUUUAUUGUUAUUUAUUUAUUUAUUUACUUUAUUUCAGAAUUGGUUAGCGUUUUCAUAUCUUGACGAGCCUCCCUUCUCAGAACACAAUUCGAUUUACUUUUCGAAUGAUAAACCUCCCGCGCAGAGUCACUAUAAUGCCUUCUGCAAGGUCAGUAUUCCAGUCCUUUCAUUAGUCUUAUUGGUUUCAAUUCCCGUCACAGUGCAGUUAAUUUUAUUGAAUAAAUUUACUAUCAGAGAGCAAAAGAAAACGGUUCCCCUAUCAUGUCUGUAGUGAUGGUAGUUGCAUUUAAUCAGUUUAGCAGGCUGCCUGUCAUAUUUCAGUGAAUAUUUAAAAUGAAAAUGAAAUAUAGAUUAUAAAUGCCCUAAUGCGGAACAAGUCUUUACCUUUAUAUAAAUGUCAGAGACUGAAUUUUUACAAUUAUGUAACUUCUUUUGACAGGACGCUUCUUUUACUAAAGUUUAUAACUCAACUCCACAUGUGUUUGUUUCUGCCAAUCAUUCCACCAAAAAUGGAAGUCAGAGUCCAAUUCAUAACAGCAUAGCUGAGUGGGUAGAGGUAUGUUUUUAUUUGUUUAUUUAUCUACUUUUUAAUAUAUUUUGUGAAUUUGUGUAGCAUACCACUUGCAACCACACUUACAUGUGUUGUGUGCAUGUUUAAAAACCUUAUGAAUUUCAAAAUACGAAUGACUGUAACUAACACUGUCUAUUUUACAAUACAGAAUGCGUUCUACUGAGAAUAACAGCUUAUAAAAUACAGAUCGUGCGAAAAACAGCACAAAAGUUAAAUUUUAUGUUUAACUAACGAUCAGGCAUAACCCUUAGCUAGUAAAAUGGCCAUGAAUUAUGGAAAGUCGUUAAAACUGUGUUUAAAAAAAAGUUGUGUAGCUGUAUAGCAGAAGGUAAGCAAAUGUUGUUAAACAAAAAGCAAUGAGCAAACUAAAAUUGGUGUUAAGCAAGAGAGAAUGAGCUAAGAGAGCGAAUCCCUGUGCCCCAUGAUGAUUAUUUGAAAUCUAUUGAAAGUUCCCACGCGUGCGAUGAAGGUUAUUUUUAUCUGCUGUUUCCGUGACGCGCGCGGUCUACUUUCCCGUGAACGCGACAUAUUUCGCCUCCAAACAUUUGAAGUUUGACAGCAGUUACAGCAAUUAUCGCAUGAGAGGUUUAAGUUGUUGACAUGUAAUAACGCGCACUCAAUUGUCCUCUUUCCUCUUCCCUUUGAAGCCCUGUCGUGCAAACUUGUUGAACAGUGUUGAUCACUUCUUAAUAUGCGUCAAACUGAGAAAUAUGGAAAGUCUUCUGGUCAAGACCUACCUGAACUGUUCUAUAGUUUUUUUCCUGCUAGCAAGGGAGAAAAUACGCCGUCCGCCGUCUGUGUAUUUACUUAAUGAGCUGAUAAACAUCCCUUUCUUGCAGUACAUCAACAAGACAGGCUUUCGUGCUUGUGUCAAAGAAUCAUAUGAAGCAAAAUAUGACCCAUUGUCAGUAACGUACACAGUUUUGUCAGGUAAGAGCUCUACUGCUACAAAACUAAUAAACUUCAGUACUUACAAGUCUCUGAAUAAAAAAAAAAUGAAUACAAGCAACACACAAAAGGAAUGCACAAAAACUGGAGGAAAUAAUAAAAAUUGUAUUCGGGUGAUGAUAAAAAACAACGUUCAUCCCUUUUUCCAAAUACCUAUUAAUGUGUAUAAUGGAGUGCUUUAUAGCGGAGCUCUCGCGCGCGAAUCGCACGCAGCGGAGCACCAUGGGUAAAAAAAUGAGAUAAACUACCCAUCCAAGAAAAUUUUGUAAUCACGUGACCGUACUCAGACCGCCUUCCCGCCCCACCGUCCGUCCGCACCAAAGGCAUACCAAUGUAAAAUAAUUCAAUCAACAGGUAUGGCAACCCAAAUGCAACUCAAAGUUGUAUUUGGAAAGAAAUCGCCUGGCCGCCCGGACUUUUAGAAAGAAAAAACAACAACAAAGUCGUUUUUUUUUCGACGUUAUAUUUGAUGUUUACACUCACGUGGAUAACAGAGAAAGAGCUAGAGCGAGUAAUUGAAAACAAAAGAGACGAAUUUUGUAGGAAGAAAACAUGAAAAUUCAAAGCGGCUGUGAGACAAUGAGAAAUGCUAGCGGCCAGCAAGGUGAAAAUGAGCGGCAGUGAAAAAUAAAAGCGAACAUGAACACAGGAGACAAAAUAUUGGGUAAGCACAUACGACCAUUCCUCCACAAAAAUAAUGUGUAACUAGUAAGUUUGACGUUUUAGUCCUACAAAACAGCGUUGUAGUUGUGCAAAACAACUGCAAACAAAGACAAAAAGUGUGCUGCACGUGCAAAUUUGUUCGUUUUUGCUAAUUAGAAAAAAAGAGUCUGCUGCACGUGCAAUUUUUUUUUUUUAUUUUUUUUGCCAAUUAGAUCUUUUGAUCUUGAUGCCAUAUUCAUUGCUGUCCCGUUUAACAUAUUACACCAUUUAAUUUUUUUUGUUUACAAGUAUAGGUGGCUUUCAUGCAAUCUCGGGAGACACAAAUAACAAUGGUGAAAUGAACAAAUGCUGGUGGACAAACAAAGCGAGCUAAUGAGCGAUCUUUUGUUUACCGUCCACCAGCAUGGCGGCGAUGACGUAACGUGAAAACCACCUAUUAUUAACCAGAGUUUCGCUUCUAGCCCUGGCUAAAUCUAUAUAUUAAUACUUGCAGUUGUUUUUCUCUUAUGUAUUGCAUUUAUUAAUUUUGUCCUGAACAAAAAGCUUCUGCUUUUCCAUUUCCUUUUUUAUCGCAAAACCGGAAAUAACAAAAAUGCCCGAAGUAUGUAACUGCUCCUAAAGCCAUACAUUUUAAGCAAUAUCAUUUUGCAGUUCACUAAUUCCUACUUUGUAUACGCGCAGACAUCUCUCCAUCGGGAUGGGAUUACUUCAAUGGAUACUGCUAUUUAACAAGCUCUGUAUGCGCACCUUGGGUGACUGCUGUGUCCAACUGUUCAGCAAUGAACUCGUAUCUGGUAACAGUGCACAACCAAGAAGGAAAUGUCUACAUUCAGCACCGUCAUAAUGGAGAGCGAUCAUGGAUUGGACUUAAUGACCGAAGCGUUGAGGGAUCAUUUGUCUGGACCAACAAGGAAAUAACCUUUUUUCGGUUCUGGGCUCCGCAACAACCAAACAACAGGAAAAACGAAGAUUGUGUUCACACUCUGGGUGCCAAUGAUGGCUACACUUGGAACGACGUUUCCUGCGAUAACCGCUAUAACUAUACUUGUGUUCGAGGUAAAAGCGGUCAUCAGGUCCGUUUUACAACUUACAUUAAAUGAUCUGUUAGUUGGCACCUGGGGUAAUCUUAUGUUCUGUAAAGGGUUGUGGCUCACUUCAAUAUUUUAUGCCAGGAAUGUAACCAAAACAACAAAAAAGCCAUCUAAUGUAAGGGCACAUUAAUGUAGUAUCAUCUUUCAGUCAGUUAGUAGAGGAGAUUGGUUGAGAAUGCAUCAAAGUUUAAGAUUUAGAUUUUUUCUUUUUUUUUCACAAUAAAUGAAUGCGACGUUUUUAUAGCCGGCCUGUGUACAGCGGACGCCCCCUCCCCCUUUUUUGAGGUGAGGGGGCGUCUGUACACAGGCUAGGUUUUUAUUGGUGAAAAGGAUCAAAAUGAUAAGAAUGCUAUUGAACGUUUCACACCGUCGGUUGAGUCCAAACACCUCUAACAAAAAAACAUACUAUUAUAAUAAAGGCGCUUGUAGGGCUUUAUAGACAUUCCACUGUUAUUAACUUUGUUUCAGUUUAUGUUUCAAACUCGUACGACUAUAUCAAGGUAAAAAUGGGCAUGCAGCCAAGCUUAUUAGACAGUUGUUAAGGUGUCAUAACGUGAGAUAAAAGCAUUGUGUGCAGUGUUUGGUAAAAUUCAAAGUAAUUUCGUUUUUUCUUUUCAAGAGUUUUAUGAUGAAUUCAAGUUGAGAAUCAUUUCAGAAAAUAAGCACGUAGCAAAAGAAAUGUGAGUGAAUGAAACACAGUGAUUUCUUUUAGAAAUUGACGAAUGCACAACUAACUAUCACAGAUGUAAUGUGAAUGCUGCUUGCCAGAAUACCGUGGGCUCAUACAAAUGUACUUGCAAAGCUGGAUACUCUGGAAAUGGCGGCAAAUGCGUUGGUAAGUACUGA
This is a messenger RNA of Porites lobata, 9361 nucleotides long. Lineage: Eukaryota; Metazoa; Cnidaria; Anthozoa; Scleractinia; Poritidae. The record is from the annotation of a GenBank genome assembly.